CUUCCGGAGGCGGUCGUGACAGACUUUUAAAAAUGGUCCAGCGUCUGACAUACCGCCGUAGGUUGUCCUACAACACAGCCUCCAACAAGACCAGGCUGUCCCGAACCCCAGGUAACAGGAUUGUUUACCUGUACACGAAGAAAGUUGGAAAAGCACCAAAAUCUGCAUGCGGGGUGUGCCCAGGAAGACUUCGGGGUGUCCGUGCCGUGAGGCCUAAAGUUCUUAUGAGGCUGUCUAAAACGAAGAAGCAUGUCAGCCGGGCUUAUGGUGGUUCCAUGUGUGCUAAAUGUGUCCGUGACAGAAUCAAGCGUGCUUUCCUCAUUGAGGAGCAGAAAAUUGUUGUGAAGGUGUUGAAGGCACAAGCACAAAGUCAAAAAGCCAAAUAAAAGAGGUCAUGUUUUUUUCCGAAUAAAUGAAACACAAAACAUUG
Messenger RNA from Tachyglossus aculeatus (Australian echidna), 430 nucleotides. RefSeq names its product ribosomal protein L34 (gene RPL34). Gene Ontology annotation, biological process: translation. The transcript is spliced from 5 exons. The record is from RefSeq and is a predicted model, not a curated record. The coding region runs from base 33 to 386 and encodes 117 amino acids. Lineage: Eukaryota; Metazoa; Chordata; Mammalia; Monotremata; Tachyglossidae. Gene Ontology annotation, molecular function: structural constituent of ribosome. Gene Ontology annotation, cellular component: ribosome.